CGUCACGAGGGCGGUAUGAACUCGCUCAGUGUGGUGUCGGCAGCAUCAGGCGCAGCCGGGACGGGAAACAAGAGCACAGAAACAGACGAAGAAGAGGAGGACGAGGAAGACGAAGACGCGGACGUCGACUACGAGGAGGAAAAUUCGCGGCCGCCGCCUCCGCACCAUUUGCAGCAGCAGCAACACCGCAGUCGCAGCAGUACGGCGGGUCGCGGUUAUUGGCGGCAGUCGAGUCCCGGAGGCGGCGGUCCUCGUCAGCUGCAAUCAAACGCCGCCUCCAUGGCCGACAACGCGAGCGACGUGUCCUCGAUGCUGCCUCCGCCGCCGCCACCUCACCAGCAGCAACCGCCGCGCUCCAAGAGUCGCGUCGAGCUUGCUACGAGUCGGUAUGGCAACCUAUCCUACUGGAAGGCCCGGAGGGUCCUCUUCUACAAGAACGGUGAUCCUUUCUUUCCCGGCAUCGAGUUCCGGUUCAAACCGGGUCGAGAUAUCGGUACUUUGGAGACCCUCCUCGACAAGCUUUCGUUGCGCAUGGACCUUCCGCGCGGAGCCCGAUACAUCUUCUCAAUGGAUGGUGACCGGAAGUUCCGGUUGGAUGAGCUCGAGGAUGGCGCUUCCUACGUCGUCUCUUCUUACAAAACAUUCAAGGCGGCGAGUUACGGGAAGAAGAAUGGCAUUUGGUACGCAUCGCCCGGUGGACAGGGUUGGAGCAAGGCGCCCAGCCGUAAAGCGUCAAUCGUCGAAGCUGAUAUUCCGCCGCCAGGUGGCGGUGGAGGUCCUUCCGUUAAGCCGAGCUCCGGUAGAGUUAUCAGGAUCGUCAAUAACAUGGAUCACACCGUUCAGUGUAGGGUGUUGCUAAAUCUACGGACUUCACAGCCUUUCGAGGAGGUACUGGAGGAUUUGGGGCAGGUGUUGAAAAUGAACGGUGCGAAGAGGAUGUACACUGUGGCUGGACAAGAAGUUCGCAGUUUUUCACAACUAAGGAACGAGUUUGCAGACGUGGACACAUUCUACUUGGGUGGUGGCCCCGUUGGCGCCGGUGUCGUUCUUUCACCGGCCAGAAGGUCCAGAUCUAGGGCCCCAUUAGCGGCCGCCCCAGUAGAGGAUCUCAGCAAGCAAAGAAGGGCACGCAGCAAGAGCAGACCGAGAGCCCUAUACGCACCAGAAAGUGAAAUAAUCAGGACCACCGACUACACUCUAUUAGAGGUGCUUAAGGAGGAGCCCAUAAGAGUCACCAUUCGCGGUCUCAGAAGGACCUUCUAUCCGCCCAUCCACCACGCCCCCAUAGAUAAUUCUCCGCCAGAGAAGAAGAUGGCUUUGGAAUGGGUUUAUGGUUAUCGAGGCACAGACUCGAGAAGAAAUCUUUGGGUUCUUCCAACUGGAGAACUUCUUUACUUCGUGGCCGCCGUCGCCGUAAUGUACGAUCGGGACGAAGAGACGCAAAGACACUACACAGGACACACCGAAGAUAUACAAUGCAUGGAUUUGCAUCCGUCUCGCGAGAUGGUAGCUUCUGGUCAGAAGGCAGGUCGGAACCGGAAGACUCAAGCGCACAUCCGCAUAUGGAGCACGGAAACAUUACAGACUCUUUACGUCUUCGGCAUGGGCGAGCUGGAGGUUGGAGUAGCCGCCGUCGCCUUCUCACAAUUGAACGGUGGUAGUUAUGUGUUGGCGGUAGAUGGCGGCAGGGAGAGCAUUCUGUCAGUAUGGCAAUGGCAGUGGGGACAUCUCUUGGGAAAAGUUGCGACGCUGCAAGAGGAAUUAACCGGAGCCGUGUUCCAUCCCCUAGACGACAAUCUUCUGAUCACGCACGGCAAAGGUCACUUGACCUUCUGGAAUCGCCGGAAGGACGGUUUCUUCGAGCGCACCGACAUCAUCAAACCGCCAUCGCGGACGCUGAUCACCAGCUUACAGUUCGAGCAGGACGGCGACGUCAUCACCGCAGACAGCGACGGCUUCAUCACCAUCUACAGCGUGGACAGCGACGGCGCUUACUUUGUCCGAAUGGAAUUCGAGGCUCACAACAAAGGAGUCAGCUCGUUGGUGAUGUUGUCUGAAGGAACGUUGCUAUCAGGAGGAGAGAAGGACCGUAAAAUAGCUGCAUGGGAUUCGCUGCAGAACUACAAAAGAAUCACAGAUACUAAGUUGCCUGAAGCGGCCGGUGGGGUGCGCUCUAUCUAUCCGCAAAGACCAGGAAGAAACGACGGUAACAUCUAUGUAGGAACGACCAGGAAUAAUAUACUUGAAGGCUCUCUUCAACGAAGAUUCAAUCAAGUUGUGUUCGGGCAUGGACGGCAGCUGUGGGGUUUGGCUGUCCAUCCGGAUGAUGAGCUCUUUGCCACCGCUGGUCACGACAAGAACAUCGCUCUUUGGCGCAAGAAUAAGUUAAUUUGGACGGUGCAGGUGGCCUACGAGUGCGUUUCUUUGGCAUUCCAUCCAUUCGGCGUUGCUUUGGCUGCUGGAAGCACAGAAGGACAUUUAAUCAUCCUCAACACGGAGACUGGGGCAGCUGUAGCUACGGUCCGCGUUUGCGGUUCUCCGCUAAACUGUGUCGGAUAUAAUCCAGCUGGAGACAUGAUCGCAAUAGCUUCACAGAAUGGCAGCGUGUAUUUGUUCCGCGUAAGCCGCGACGGAUUUUCUUACAAGAAGUCCAAUAAGAUUAGGGGAUCACAGCCGUUAAUGCAGAUGGAUUGGAGCACGGAUGGAAAUUACGUUCAAACCGUCACUGCUGAAUAUGAUCUUUCUUUCUGGGACGUAAAAUCUUUGUCGCCGGAGAAGAGUCCCAUCGCUAUGAAGGACAUCAAGUGGGCCACGCACAAUUCUACUGUUGGUUUCCUGGUGGCAGGUAUCUGGAACAACCGAUUCUACCCGAUGACGUCCAUCAUCAGCACUGCAAGUCGAUCGGCCGCUCACGAUCUUCUGGUCUCCGGGGAUACCGACGGUUACAUCAGGCUCUUCAGAUUCCCAUGUUUGAGCACAAAAGCCGAGUACAACGAGGAGAAGCUGUACAGCGGUCAAGUGGCGUGCGCGAGAUUCCUCUUCAACGAUCGCAACAUAGUGACCGUCGGCGGAACCGACGCCGGCUUGAUGCUAUGGGAGCUGACCGAGGAAUAG
Molecule: messenger RNA, 3114 nt
Organism: Nicrophorus vespilloides
Lineage: Eukaryota; Metazoa; Arthropoda; Insecta; Coleoptera; Silphidae
Product: echinoderm microtubule-associated protein-like CG42247
Exons: 15
Coding region: 16-3114 (1032 amino acids)
Biological process (GO): microtubule cytoskeleton organization; intracellular signal transduction
Cellular component (GO): mitotic spindle
Molecular function (GO): microtubule binding
Source: RefSeq, a predicted model, not a curated record